GGGGGCGUCUUUUCCCCACCCCCAGAAACGCCCAUUUUACGUCGCGUUACUGAAACCCCUGGAAUUUAGUGAAUGCCACAGUCAGACACACACAGAGCAGGAGAGCGCCUGAGUUAUUCAAAUAAGAUAACAGUUAGCUAUUUUAAAAAAACCGGUCACUUACACAGAAUAAAUAAACAUCAGUUAUUUAUUGCCUAAUGGCUACGGCUACGAAGGAUAAAGGGAAGCCGGUACACUGGGGUGUAACUGAAAACGCAUCCAGUUCGGCACACAGCAACCAAAACAACAACAACAACAACAACAAUAACAACAAAGACAGCGAAGGAAGUGAAGGAACAACGACAUCCACGUCUGCACACAUCGACAGGAGCGGCACAGAGAGCAGUGUAACGGAGAACGGCGUUGGAGUCACCGCCACAGGAGGCGCGAACGGGAAAUGGGUCCGGCUCAAUGUCGGCGGUACCGUGUUCCUAACGACGCGCCAGACACUGCUUAAAGAGCAAACAUCCUUCCUGUACCGACUGUGCCAGCAGCAGGACCUGCACUCUGACACGGAUGAAACAGGUGCCUACGUGAUCGACAGAGACCCCACAUACUUCGGCCCUGUACUCAACUACCUCCGACAUGGGAAACUGGUUUAUAACAAGGAACUGGCUGAAGAAGGUGUCUUGGAAGAGGCAGAGUUUUAUAACAUCACUCCAUUGAUUAAACUAAUUAAAGAGAGGAUUCUUGAACGAGAUUGUAAGGCCUCUCAGGUACCUCCAAAGCAUGUCUACCGGGUGUUGCAGUGUCAGGAAGAAGAGCUGACACAGAUGGUGUCCACGAUGUCGGACGGCUGGAAGUUUGAGCAGGUCAGCGUACGUGCCAGCCGAAAGCAGCGGCCUGGACUGCUCUGGACUAUGGUGAAUAUUGGCUCAUCUUACAGCUAUGGUACAGAGGACCAGGCUGAGUUCCUCUGUGUUGUGUCCAAAGAGCUGCACACAUCUGGUGGGGGCCUGGGGACUGAGCAGAGCCACAAGAAUAAGGUUGGAUAUCUCUUUUUAUACUCACAAUUUCACUAUUUCAUUUGUUCAUGUAAUAUUUUUCAGCUGCAUUGUCUGAAACUCAAAACCAGUAUCAUUAGUGAUAUUGUAUAAACACUGUAUAUCCUUUACAACAUUUUCAUACUUUAUCACGCCCCAUUUUGCAUAAUGGUAUCGUUUUUCGUAUAUUCCUAUUUGCAUAAACCAUCUGAACAUCUUCCUUUUGAAAAUUUACAUAAGAAGUGCCAUUCUUUUUUUUUGUCACCUGUGUGGUUGCGGCCCUUUUUUCCUGCUUGUUGAACACCCAUUAUAUGUCAAGGCCUCAGAGACUCAGGUGGAGGAAGGAGAAAAGGAGGAGCAGGAAGAGGAAGAUGAGAAAGAAAGAAAUACCACCCCAAAUGAGUGGAUUUAGAGAUUAGGAGACUUGUGUCACUGUUCCGAUCGCAGGAAUGGGUGAGGAUACCAAAUGAUAGGUGUCUGUUGGUGGUAGCAGUAGAAAUUCCGACCUGUACCAAGAGGAUGAUAGGGUAUUUUAUUUCAUUGCAUCAGAACUUUAUACUUGUAAAAAAAAAUGUAAAAAAAACUAUAAAAAGUGCAACAAGCUAACCACAGAGAUACUGUGUAAUGUUUGGUUAAUAAGCUUAAGUGCAUUCUACAAUGAACAGACUGUAUAGAAGUGGUUUCGUAAUAACUUUUACUAUAAUUCCUAUCCCCUAACUGCUAUACUUUAUAUAGUAUGUACAGUCAGCUACAGGAUUGUUCAUAAAAAGUUAUGAAAAAUUGUAGUUAUUUGUGCUGCUACAUUAAUCACACACUGAAAAUAUGAGAGAAAUCUAUUGGGUGUGAGGCAGGAAUACACCCUAGAUGGUAUGCCAGUCCAUCGCAGGGCACCAUGCAUACACACAUUCACACACUCAUUCACACCUAGGAGCAAUUUAUCUUCACCUACUGAAGAUAUUCAAGAAAUUUUGGGUGGAGGUGGAAACCUGGAGGAAACCUACACAGACAUGCAGAGAAGUUCUCUUGAAUGUUUAAUUAUUUUACUAAUGAAAAGUCAGUUAAUAUAAGAACAGAAUAAAAGGUUUAACCAUAGGUCAUGAAGUAGCAAUGAAUUCAAUUCAAUUUGAAUUUUCAGUUGGGAAUUGGUGGGAAUUAGAAUAGGUAGGAAUUGGUGUCGUUCACUUUCUUUAAUACAAAUAUAAUAAGAAGGGUGCAAUGAAAUGGAAUAGUCUAGACAGCCUCCAUUAGAAACGCCUACGCAUGCUUGCACACACAAUAUAAUGGGCACACACUCAUAUAAAUUUCUAUAUAUUUAAUUCUUUGGUGGUAUUAUUAUUAUUAUUAUUAUUAUUAUUAUUAAUAUUAUGAUGCGUUUCCUAUUUACAUCUCUCUACUUUUUAAGCAAAAGCAGCAUUUUCAGGUACACUGUACUUUAGGCAUACUGACAUGGGUGGAGCGUUAAUGUAAUAUGAACAUGAAAUUUGUCAGACAGAAUCCUAGCUCCAUAAAUUGUCAUUUAGUCAUUGUCAUCUUCACCUGCAUCUCCAUCUAAAGAAACAUUUUUUUUAUUAUCCGAACACUUAUUCAGCUGUUAUUAUUAUAAAGUUAUAGCACGUUCAGUUAAUAUUGUAAAGUCCCAGAUGUUUAUUCUCAUUAUAUUUUUUAUUUACCAUUUUGCAGCUUUUCCAGAUUCAUGGAUCCCGGAUGUAGAGUAUACACAUUUUUUUGUAUUGCCAUAAUUAUUUUUUUUUAAAUACUAAAAUUGUCCCUCUCAGAGAUCAGUGUAAAAACCAGCAGCUGAAAGAUAAUCAAAGUAUGGAACUGUGUGUGAAGCAUGUGUAGAAGUAAGUGUGCUGUAGCGGGAGAAAAUAUUACUGUUUAAGCAACAGAAGUUAAUAGAUCUUACUAACCUGUGAUCAAAUGGCAACCAAUUGGUAUAACUCGUAUCAAUUAACUUUAGUGUAAUGAAAACAGGCAUAAAAAAUAAAUAAAUCUUGGACCAUGAUUCAGCGUUUCACUAGAAUAUUUAACUCCUACCAUAACCUUAUAUCAGCGACGUCUUGACAAUAUUAUAAAAUCCAAAAGAAUUUAUAUUUUUGUGUGAAAAUGGCUGUGAAAAUGUGACUCUUGUAAAAAUAUGUGAAUGUAAAUGCAGGCACGUAGCCUAAGCACUAUUUAAUGAGCAUAACACAGUGCGACUGGGAUACUGUACUGCUCCAAUGUUGCAGUUGGUUUGUCCACAUUUACAAUCAUAUAAUGUGAUACUUACAACAGGGUCUGAUGCUACUGUUUAUUACAUUAUGUUAUUACAUUAUGUACAUUACUGUUAUGACAUUAUGUUAUGCAUUUCUGUCUUGCAUUUAUUAUGAUCCUAAAAGAGCUUUCUACAUUUGGGUCCUUGUUUACAAUGUCUUGUAACUGAGACAUUGUACAAUAUAUCAGUUAAACAAGAAAUUCAAUUAUUUUAAAAACUACAAGCCCCAAAAUCAGCACAAAAUCAAAAUGAAGUACUUUCUGCCUCCGUCAUUGAUUUAUUGAAGUAGGUAGUUUGUUGUUGUUGUUGUUGUUGUUGUUGUUUUUUACAUAUUGUGGUCUGCUGUAACCGAGCAUGUUCAUACUAAAUUUUUAUUAUUUUUUUUAUAGACAAGCUUGAGAGAAACUUAAGUAUGUAAAGUGAGAAGUCUGUAGUUUGACCAUUAAAAGAUCAUUUUUAAUAAUUUGUGUAUACUGUUACAAUGGCACACUUUCAUCCUCAUCCUCAGUGUUUAGCCAGGAGGCAUUUAUAAUCAUAAUCAUGUCAUAGGCGAGGGCAUUAGUUUUGUAUGAUGUACUUAGUAUAGAGUGUUAAGUCUUUUGUAUCCCAACACAGUUUUUAAAAGAAUGCAUACAUAAUAAUGCUUUGAUAUGGUAUUUUCUUUCUUUAAUCCAGUGUAGUUUAUGUAUUUUUCUCUUAAAAUGUUUUAUGCAUUAUUAAUUUAUUCAUCUUAAAUGUAUAAUUUAAAACUAAAGCAAGUCCUACACACUGUACAGGCAUUUGAGGUGACAAUCUUGUUGCUCAAGCACACGUUUUCUUUCACCUUCAUGAUAGACAAUUUUUUUUUUUUUU
Molecule: messenger RNA, 4128 nt
Organism: Ictalurus punctatus (channel catfish)
Lineage: Eukaryota; Metazoa; Chordata; Actinopteri; Siluriformes; Ictaluridae
Gene: kctd17
Product: potassium channel tetramerization domain containing 17
Exons: 5
Coding region: 198-1136 (312 amino acids)
Biological process (GO): protein homooligomerization; proteasome-mediated ubiquitin-dependent protein catabolic process
Cellular component (GO): Cul3-RING ubiquitin ligase complex; cytoplasm
Molecular function (GO): cullin family protein binding
Source: RefSeq, a predicted model, not a curated record